This is a messenger RNA of Daphnia magna, 1264 nucleotides long. Its product is annotated as interleukin enhancer-binding factor 3. Lineage: Eukaryota; Metazoa; Arthropoda; Branchiopoda; Diplostraca; Daphniidae. Bases 88 to 1176 code for a protein of 362 amino acids. The transcript has 3 exons. The record is from RefSeq and is a predicted model, not a curated record.
CAAUUGAGCACCCUACCUCUUGAAUUCGAUGUCACUCGAUGUAUAAAAGGCGAUGAAUACCUUCAGUUGAGUAUCCAUUCACACACCAUGGCUCGACACAUCCAGAACAAGCUCCAGAAAUUUUUUUCGAUGGCGAUGGUGUUAUUUUUGGUCGAUUUCAGCAAAACGAAUGGGGCGAGUGUAGCUGUGGAUUCGAAGGAGUCGAACUCAGAGACAGGCAGUAAUUCGAUUUCUGACAACGGUGGAAUCGUCGAAGGGAAACUGGAUCCUCGCAUCAGUGAUGGCAUUCAAUAUUCCGGCAAGAGUUAUGGAGGAUACAAUACUGGCUAUGCUGUUCCAUCAAAACCCAGUUCAAAUUACGGAUCUGCCUAUUCCGCAUCUGCUUAUUCUGGAACAGGAAACUACGGCAGCGACUCAUCUUACGCCAUGCCGGCUAGUAAUUACGGAGCCGGGACGAACGGAGCUUACAAUACGGGAACUUCUUACGGAUCUGCCUAUAAUGCAGCUAACCAGGGACUCUACGCUACAUCUUAUGGAUCUGGAAGUUAUGGUGCAGGAUCUUCUUACACAGGCCCAUCUUACGGCGUUACACCUUCUUACGGCGUUACACCUUCUUACGGCGUUACACCUUCUUACGGCGUUACACCUUCUUACGGCGUUACACCUUCUUACGGCGUCCCUUCUUCUUACGGCGUCCCUUCUUCUUACGGAAACAGCCAUGCCUAUGGAUACGGAUCAGGCUCCUCCUACAACGUUCCAGACUAUGGUGCACCUUCAGCAUAUGGCAACAACGCAGGAUCCUCAUACGGCAACUAUGGCGUCUUUCCUCAUUCCACCUAUGGCAACAACAUGAACCUGCCCGGCUCUUCCUACGGAAACGGCUACAGUGGAUCGAAUUACGGAUCCGGAAGUUACGGUAUGAACACUGGAUCAUACGGUGGAAUUGGUUAUGGUGUUACAUCUUCCCCUUACUCGUCAUACGCCGGUCAAAUGGGUUCAUCUUCGCCGUAUGGUGGAAACUUUGGUGGCUCUUCUUACGCAAACUACGGCGGCAACACUUACGGAGGAAUGAUGAAUGGAGCUUACGGUACGGGUCAGGGAGUCAAUUCUUUUUCGUCCAUGAAUGGCGCAUACAAUCGGAAUCCACUUGGUUAUGGCAGUAAUGUAGUUUACUAAAUUGAUGUUUGGAGUCUUUAAUCGUUAAUUGGUUAGAUUGUUUAGAAAGUUUUGGCUCAAUUCGACAAAUAAACUUCUUUAAAAAAAA